GUGUGUAACGUAACCAUAGAGACGCGCGCGCCAUGAGAAGGCUGGAUCUAGAGCGCGCCUCUCUCUCGCUCGCGCGCUCGUCAGUGGUUCGCCGCGCGCUUCUGUGGAUGCAACACUGUCCAGACACGUCAAACAAACCCAAACAAUGACAUGAUCUGCAACAACACGACAGAGACACUCCAUUAUCUGACUCACUGAACCGAUCGCGCGCCUCCGUCUGCUCGCCGUUUGCCGCCUCAGUCCAGCUCUGUGCCCAGAGGCUAGUGAGGGACCAUGAUGCUCAGCAGCUCAGUGGAUGUACCCAGCCCAGGCGGGAUGAGCGCGGUGGCAGCCCGCAAUGUAAUUCGCAGUUCCAGCAUCAGCGGCGCCAUGUACAGCCUGGAGAAGAGCCCCGGCAGCACGGGGCCUGACGCCACAGGCCUGGCCGGAAACAAGAAGCGUCGCUCCAGCCUGGGAGCCAAGAUGGUGGCCAUCGUGGGUCUGUCACAGUGGAGCAAGAGCACACUGCAGCUCAACCAGCAAGACGGUGGAACAAAGAAGCUGCGCAGCACCAUCCGGCGGAGCACAGAGACAGGCAUCGCGGUGGAGAUGAGGAACCGGGUCACACGGCAGGGCAGUAAGGACUCAACAGAUGGCAGCACCAACAGCAACAGCUCUGAUGGGACCUUCAUCUUCCCCCCCACUCGCCUCGGCCCUGAGAGCCAGUUCAGUGACUUCCUGGACGGUCUCGGUCCCGCUCAGAUAGUGGGGCGGCAGACAUUAGCCACACCGCCGAUGGGUGAUGUUUACAUCGGUGUGGUGGAUAGAGGGGGUCAGUUAGAGGUCGAGAUCACACAGGCCCGAGGUCUGACCCCUAAACCAGGCUCAAAGAACAUUCCAGCAACAUAUGUAAAGGUUUAUGUCCUGGAGAAUGGAAUGUGUCUCGCUAAGAAGAAAACCAAAGUGGUGAAGAAAACCCUGGAUCCAACCUUCCAGCAGUCCCUGAUGUUUGACGAGAGCCCGCAGGGGAAAGUGCUGCAGGUGAUUGUGUGGGGCGAUUACGGCCGCAUGGACAGCAAGUGUUUCAUGGGAAUGGCUCAGAUCCUCCUGGAUGAUCUAGACCUGACAUCGAUGGUGGGCGGCUGGUACAAGCUCUUCCCCACCUCCUCUCUGGCAGACCCCAGCAUCGGCCCCCUGACACGCCGACUCUCCCAGUCCUCGCUCGAGAGCGCCACCAGCCCCUCGUGCACCUAGAAACAUCCACAUCCCCUUCUAAAUAUGCCUGUCUUCUCUAUCUCUACGUGUGUAUCUUCAUUCAAUAUACCCCGUCACUGACCCCAAACACAUGAACACACACCCUGAUAGAUAGAGCCAACUCGCCCCGGGGCUGGAACGCUCCUCUUUACCGAUACAGAUAUUAAGAGUUGGAUACAAAUCAGGCAUGACACAUAACACACACACACACAAACAGAUCCUCGCAGAUGGAUAUGGGUGUAACCAGCAACGUGCCGUCAUAGGGUUGUGAAAAAUCAGUCACGGCUAGUUACAUACAGAUCCACUGUCUGCAGGUCAACCGAUAGGGGCAUUUAAUAAACCCGCCGAGAAAUAUUCCUGACAAUGUAGCAUUCGUGUUGACGUCACGUCACACAGGAAGCAGAGUGGGUUUUCCAAGACUAGUAGUUUCCAGACAUUUCUCUAUGCCAAACCCGAUCAAAAGUUGUAUUUUUUAAAAACCAAAGCAAUUCUUAUUAUCUGUAGUGUUAUAUUAUAGAGUAUGGAUAUGUAGCAGAGUCAGUGACUUAGAUGAAAUGCAAAAAACAAACACGUGUUAGAAAAACUCGUAAGGUGCGGUCAUGUUAGCGAAAUUUUGCCGGCAAAGGAAUCCUGUUUUCAGUUGUCGACAGUGUAGUGUCUUAUUAAGUCACUGUCAUACCAAGAAACUUUUGACAUGGCAAUUUUGUGACCAACACAAAGAUGAACGAAACAUGCAUUGUGACUUUUUCGCCCUUGCGCGAAAUGUAUUGCUUUAGAAAUGACUGUAAUUCGCCUGUAAAAUUUCGGUAAAUGUGAUCGUACCUCUAGACUACAUUCAUAUUUAAACUUAUAAAGGGCAGGGCUUUACUCCACAUGUUAGGUUAUUUAUUAGAAAUGCACACAAUUCCUGUCGCAUUAAAGUAGCGUAUUCUUUGUUUUCCUUUUAGGAGAGCUGAAUAAAUAAAUAGAUAGAUCGAUGUUUAUGUAUUUAUCGACUGCAUUCUGCACGUUAACUCGCAACCCUUGUUGAGCAAAAUAUGUAAAGUACUAUUUUAAGCUUGCCUUUAAAAUUACGUAGACUUAUAGAUGGUAGGUUAUUUAUUUUGCUAAUGUUUCAAUCGCACUUUUUGUCUGAACCGAGUUGCAGACGUAAUCGAGGGAAUUGAGCCCUCUGGAGGAGAACCAACUGUCCUGUUAAACCAGCAACCCUCACACACAGCUGCAUUGUGGGAUAUGCCGAACGGUGUCCGCUGGAAAACAAGAAAACUUUUCUUGUAGCAAGUAGCGAAGCUUUCUGGGAAGUUGAAGCCGCAUUAGACUUUACCGCCUCAAGUAGUUUUGGGUUUCUUUCUACCAGCAUUUGGAACUGUUAAAGGCCUUUUCCCGUUUCCUGUUACUCUCAGGAGGUCACGCUGAACUACAAAACACACACACGCAACAAGAUGAGGACUGGUGAUGGGGUCGCUCUCUCAACAGGAUCUUGAAGCCCAAAUCAAAUGGUAUUCUAUAAAUUCCUGGACACUUUUUUUUUUUGGUCUUUCUAACCAUUGUGACUAUUCCUGUCCAAUCAGCAGUCUUCUUUAGCUUCGUCUCUGAAGCUGAGUGGCUCUAGACGGUUUCUUCAGUGGAUCUUCGGGGUUAUGGAGACUUGUGGAAGGAAAGCAACACUGUAGGUAAAAAACGAAGUAUUCAUCUCACUCUUGUCAGCCUCCUAGAUUAGAUUUCAUAGCUUCUCUGAACCUAUCAGAGCCGGAGAAGGUUUCAUUCAUAUCAUAUAAUCUAUGUACCAGUUUAUUCAUGUCAAAUCAGUCACAUCUUCUGCAGAGGUGAUGCCAUUUGUGACACUAUCAGUAAGAGCCAGAACAUUAUUCAUUUCGAAAUUCCCUUAUGGAUCAUUUGCCAAAUCAUUAAAGACGUUUGUAUAAUUUAGUCUCUAAAUUAAACUCUCUUGAUGGAAGCGCACAAACACUAUUUGAUUCUCUGUUUUGCAUCACAAUGUUGUAGAUAGAUCUGCUUUUAAAGGCGGAUUAUGAGACCAUCAGCAAACCAUUUAAUCUGAUUUAUCAUUUUGAAUGCAUCAGUGUUUGAAGUAUUUUUGUACUGUUUUGUACAUGUUUUUUUUUUCUAUCUGCCAAUGUCACAGCUACACUGGUCAAGAUGUACAGCACAAUAUGACACCAUUUAUCUGGAUGUUCAUAAGAAAGUGUGCCUCACAUUCCAUACUUUCAAAAUCUCUUGUUUUUAUUAUCCUAGGCCAUAUCAUAAGUGCACUUUACAGUACAUGAACACAUUUCAAAGCAUUGGGUAAGAUGUAGAUACUAUAAAAUGAAUGGUGGGUUCAUAUAGAGAUUUCUCUUUAAAUCCUGAGAAACAUUUAGUCAUUACUUAUCCCUUUAUUUAUCUUUUCUCUGUUCAUAAGACAAAGAAUCUUUAAGGACAAUUUCAAGUUUUAUUUUUACGUGAUUACAAAAUCAGCUGAAUCAGAAGACACGUUGUGCACACUUAAUAUAUUUGCAUUUUAAUUGUUUCUGUAAGGUCAAACGUAUAAGUUGGACUAAAUAAUGGGACUUUACACUUUCUUAAUUUCACACGAAAUUGGCAAAAUCUGUAUUUUACCCAUGCCAGAUUUAACAUAUUUUAAACAUUUUACUUUUCAGCCCAUCGGUUGUUCAAGCUCGGAGGUUUUGCCUUUAAACAUGCAAAAAGAGUUUCUGCUAUCUUUCACACACGUCUUGCUUCUUUUGUAUUUGCACAAGUCUGAUUGUGUUGCACCUUUGUCUUUUUCACUAACAGACAAAUGUCUGAACAUUAAAUUAGGAACAAAAAAUGACUCCUUAAUUCUAAUUCAAGAUGAAAUUGUAUUACUGUACUGAAAACAAAUUGUAUUUGCAACUGAAUGUUUGUCCUUGGUAAACACACAUGAAAUGACUAUUAGAUAUUGGUAUAUUUUCUAUGUGACUUGGGAAUUUGGGAUAAUAUACGUAUCCCCUUUACUGUACAGUGAAGUAGUUAUAAAAUCUUACUGGUCUUGCAUUUUUGCAAAGAGUCUGAAUGCAUGAAAAUUUGUACUGUAUUGCUCUAUUUUUUUUAGGUGUAGUGGAUGGAUGUAGAUUGUUGCAGUCCAUAGCUAAACCAAAUGCAACAUUGACAAAAAAUAAAUAAAAAAUAAAUCUAGAUUUGCCGCUUCCAGAUUUCUGUGGUUCGGGUGCGUUCUGAUAUUUCAACAUGGAAUGAGAAUGAUCAGAUCUGUUUUGCUCUGACAGUAAUCAGAUAAAGAUAACAAAUGCUUCUGUGAUGUGCUGAUAAUCUGUAAAUACAAACCUUUGAGUAUGAUGUUGUAACUUUCAGAAAAAGUGGCUGGCAUCUGGCUUGUUUAAAUGCUUGAACUACUUCAUGCUUUUAUAUGAGAGACCCCUUCAUGCUUUUCAGUUCAUACAUGGUGAAGUCUGAAGAGUCGUUCUUGGCAGUUUUAUGGCAUGUGCAGUUUCGGUGUGAGUGUAAGUGACACCAGCCUGACUGGGGAAUGAUCUUAAUACACUGGAUACAGAUAUCAAUAUCAAUGUGAUGUUAUGAUGUAAGUGUGGGCCAACAAUCAUAGCGGAAACAGUUGGAUGUGGUGGUCAACCUGGUAUUCAUCCUUACUUUUUUAUUUGCAUUUAGAAAGGCACAGUAGAUUGUAAAACUGAGAAUGAGGUGUAAAUUUAAACAUUUUAUUUUAUGAGAUUUCGCUUUGUUGGGUAUUGUAUGAUGUAUAUAAAUUAUGUAAAUGUCGACAGAUUGGUUUAAUUUCAAAUAGGAAUGUAAUCCCUUUACAUCUUUCUGGGCCAGUUAAAGGAAUAGUUCACCAAAAAUUAACAUUUACUCCCCCUCCAGCCCUAAAAAGUUGUAGAUGACUUUUGUUUUUUGGAGAUAUUUAGCUCACCAAUGGAUCCUCUGCAUUGAAUGGGUGCAGUCAGAAUGAAAGUCCAAACAGCUGAUAAAAACAUCAAAAUAAUCCACACCACUCCAGUCCAUUUGCAUAUUUUUCUCCUGAUUCAGACAGGACAAAGAGGGCUCAUAUUUUAGUAAUGGUCUGAAGUUAAAAUGUAAAAUUUGUUUCCUACAAACAUGCAACUUUCAGCUUCACAAGAUGCUAAAUGAUGGAUUGGAGUGAUGUGGAUUAUUGUGAUGUUUUUAUCAGCUGUUCGAAAUCUGACAGCACCCAUUCACUGCAAGAGGAUCCACUGGUGAGCAAGUGAUGUAACGUUAAAUUAAUCCAAAACAGUACCCAUAAAGAAACAAACUCAUCUACAUCUUGCAUGGCCUAAGGCUGAGAAAAUUGUAAUUUUUGGGUGAACUAUUCUUUUAAACCCUUGUGAAGUCUUUUUAUGAACCCUUAAUACUGUUUUUGUUACAUUUGUGAACAAAUAUAAAGACUAAUAAGGAUAUAUUGAGCUUUUACCUUAUUUUUGUAAAGUGAAUUAUCUUACAAAGUGGUUUGUUGAAGGAAAGGCCGUGGCUUGUUUAUUGCCUUAUUUGAGAGUUUCUUAUAAGGCUUAGACAUGUUUUUCAGGAGUGUUUUGAUUUGAUAUUAUUAAUGAUACGGAAGUAUCUCUACCUUGAAUGUAUGUAUUAAAUAUUCCAUGUUAUUGUAUUAUAAAACACAUUUUUUGUAAAAUGGCCUGGAGCAAGUAAGCAUUGUGUUUUCUUUGCAACACGUGUCUUUAUUUUCUCAAAGAGCCAUGCAGUGUCUUAAAAUUAGGCUCUAUUUUUGGUGAUCACACAUUUCAAAGACAUGGAAUUAAUGAAAAUAAAAUGUUCUUUUAUUUUAUUCAAAUUAUAUGAUUACAACCUUGAAUUAAUUGUACUUUUGGGUCAGACUGUCUUUGGAAAAAGAUUUAUUUUACUAAUGGAAACGGUCAUUUGUGGUCUGUUUUCUUAUCCUUGUAGCAAAGCUGUUAGCAGCUCUUUUGUUGUCACCAUAAAUCAGCCAUUCAUAUUAUUCAUGCCACUGAAAACAGCACAAGACAUUGUUGAGAACUUUCACAAGAGAUGUAGCUACUUUGAAAAUGAUGUAACCCACUUCAGUUUUAAGUCUUGCACUUUGAGAGAGCGUGAUCAAAGAUUUGUCAGAGCAAAAGUAACCCCCAAAACAUUUAGAAAAUGAUUUGAGCUGACAGUGCGCUGCUUUGGAAUAACAGAAUGGAAAAGAGAGUUGUAUGGGGAAGCUGUAAUUUUAUACUUGUGCUUUGUAAAUGUUUUCUAUGUGCUGUAUUUGAUAAUGUAAAACUGGUAUUUUUGUGGUUUGUACGCUGCAGAACUGAUUAUUUAAGAUGCACGCAGUUUUAUAAGAAAAGGUUGGGAAACUUAUUAAACAAAUAUUUUGACUGAAGCCUGUAUCUGCAUGCAUAUUGACUGCUGGAAGCUGGAGGUCAAUAAAUAUGAUUUGAAUCAUCU
Carassius auratus (goldfish) is the source of this 6669-nucleotide messenger RNA. Its product is annotated as regulating synaptic membrane exocytosis protein 3-like. NCBI's taxonomy places the organism in Eukaryota, Metazoa, Chordata, Actinopteri, Cypriniformes, Cyprinidae. Gene Ontology annotation, biological process: regulation of synaptic plasticity; calcium ion-regulated exocytosis of neurotransmitter; positive regulation of synaptic transmission. Gene Ontology annotation, molecular function: small GTPase binding; transmembrane transporter binding. The record is from RefSeq and is a predicted model, not a curated record. The coding region runs from base 274 to 1233 and encodes 319 amino acids. Gene Ontology annotation, cellular component: cytoskeleton of presynaptic active zone; presynaptic membrane. The transcript is spliced from 7 exons.